CUUUUUGCUACGAGGUAUUUCUCCGAUCAGCUGAUCGGAAAUUUUCUCCGACAAAUUUCAACGCAUGUCAUUGCAUGCGAUGAAGUACUUCUAAUGGUUGUAUUUUUGACAGAUACAAAUCAUUAUUUUUCCGAAGCCCUCCGCCGAGUUUUUGUUGCGGAAUAAAUAAUUAAAAUGCAAAACGAAAAAACAAGCACGCAGCAACAUGAGCGGAUGGUGAAUCUAAUGAGCGAAUAUCCCGAUAUUGCUCAAAACUACACCAAAAAAUCAUCAGAAAUUGUGGCUUUGUUUUGGGAAGAUCUAGCCAAUCAGCUCAAUGCCAUUGGACCAAGACAAAGGGAUGCUGGCGGAUGGAAAAAAGUUUGGAGUGACUACAAGUGCUACAUUAAAAAAAAAGUUGUCGGCGAAUAAAAAAGAAACUACAGGCACUGGUGGAGGGCCAUACAGACAAAAGUCUUUCACAGCUUUGGAGGA
Episyrphus balteatus (marmalade hoverfly) is the source of this 474-nucleotide messenger RNA. RefSeq lists its product as uncharacterized. The record is from RefSeq and is a predicted model, not a curated record. Bases 175 to 411 code for a protein of 78 amino acids. NCBI's taxonomy places the organism in Eukaryota, Metazoa, Arthropoda, Insecta, Diptera, Syrphidae. The transcript has 3 exons.